This is a messenger RNA of Vicugna pacos (alpaca), 3264 nucleotides long. The record is from RefSeq and is a predicted model, not a curated record. NCBI's taxonomy places the organism in Eukaryota, Metazoa, Chordata, Mammalia, Artiodactyla, Camelidae.
GGGGGGCGGGCCUCUCCCGUCCAUUGUUCUCGGUGCCCCUCGGGCUUGAGCCUCCGUGACUCCGGAGGGGCCGGGCCGUGCCUGGGGGCACUUUUGUGCGCGGAGAGGCCGCCCGAGCGGGAUUUGGUUUCUGGAGAGGCAGACUGCUUGUUGAAAUUUGAGGAGGGAGCUGCCUUCUCGGAGAGCCUGGCUGGAAAAGACUAAAGUUCAAGGUUAGAAGCCCCGAGACCGUGGAUGAUGGCCUCGGAGGUGCCGAGAGUAACCACUUCUCUGAGCCCCUUAGUCCAGGUGCCUCAAGAGGAGGAUGAGCAGGAGGAGGAGGUGGCCACCAUGAUCCUGGAGGACGACUCCUGGGUGCAGGAAGCUGUGCUGCAGGAGGAUGGUCCUGAGGCCGAGCCCUUUCCUGAGAGUGCUGGCAAGGGCAGCCCCCACGAGGAGGCAGCCGGGGGGCCACAGGGUGCACUUGGCCGCCUUCGAGAGCUCUGUCGGCGCUGGCUGAGGCCAGAAGUGCACACCAAGGAGCAAAUGUUGACAGUGCUGCCAAGGGAAAUUCAGGCCUGGCUGCAGGAGCAUCGGCCCGAAAACAGCGAGGAGGCAGCGGCCCUGGUGGAAGACUUGACCCAGACCCUUCGGGACAGUGGUAAGAUGCAGACCCUUAUAAGCUCCCGGGGGCCCCGGGGAAGCGCCUCCGGUGAGGACCCUGCGGAGGUGCCGUCCCAGGGCAGGGAAGUGGGGCAGCUCAUAGGCCUUCAGGGCACCUACCUGGGUGAGAAGCCCUAUGAAUGUCCCCAGUGUGGGAAGACCUUCAGCCGGAAAUCCCACCUGAUCACGCACGAGCGGACCCACACGGGAGAGAAGUACUACAAAUGCGACGAAUGCGGGAAAAGCUUCAGCGACGGUUCAAACUUCAGCAGACACCAAACUACGCACACCGGGGAGAAACCGUAUAAAUGCAGGGACUGUGGGAAAAGCUUCAGCCGGAGCGCCAACCUCAUCACCCACCAGAGGAUCCACACGGGGGAGAAACCCUUUCAGUGCGCCGAGUGUGGCAAGAGCUUCAGCAGGAGCCCCAACCUCAUCGCCCACCAGCGGACGCACACGGGAGAGAAACCCUACUCCUGCCCCGAGUGCGGGAAGAGCUUCGGCAACCGGUCCAGCCUGAACACGCAUCAGGGAAUCCACACGGGAGAAAAGCCCUACGAAUGUAAAGAAUGCGGCGAGAGCUUUAGUUACAACUCCAACCUCAUCAGACACCAGAGGAUCCACACGGGAGAGAAGCCGUACAAGUGUCCGGACUGCGGGCAGCGGUUCAGUCAGAGCUCGGCCCUCAUCACCCACCGCAGGACUCACACGGGGGAGAAGCCCUACCAGUGCGGCGAGUGCGGGAAGAGCUUCAGCCGCAGCUCCAACCUGGCCACGCACCGGCGGACCCACAUGGUGGAGAAGCCCUACAAGUGCGGGGAGUGCGGGAAGAGCUUCAGCCAGAGCUCCAGCCUGAUUGCCCACCAGGGGAUGCACACCGGCGAGAAGCCCUACGAGUGCCUGACGUGCGGGGAGAGCUUCAGCUGGAGCUCCAACCUCAUCAAGCACCAGAGGAUCCACACGGGUGAGAAGCCCUACAAGUGCAGCGACUGUGGGAAGGGCUUCAGCCAGCGCUCGCAGCUGGUGGUGCACCAGAGGACCCACACGGGCGAGAAGCCCUACAAAUGCCUCAUGUGCGGCAAGAGCUUCAGCCGCGGCUCCAUCCUGGUCAUGCACCAGCGAGCCCACUUGGGAGACAAGCCGUACAGAUGUCCCGAAUGCGGGAAAGGCUUCAGCUGGAAUUCAGUCCUCAUCAUACACCAGCGAAUCCACACGGGGGAGAAGCCCUACAAAUGCCCCGAGUGUGGCAAAGGCUUCAGCAAUAGCUCCAAUUUUAUCACCCAUCAGAGAACUCACAUGAAGGAGAAGCUUUACUGAAGGGGCAGAGAGGGAAGGUGUGGGGGCUGGCCAAGGAGAGGGACUUCCUAUGCUGCCCCCAAAUAGGGAUGUUUAUCUUUAGAAGAACCACUCUUCCUAAAUGCUUGUUGGGGGGUUGCCAGAACCUUACCCCUGCUCACCGUCAUCUCUAGGACCCCAUCAGCUUAGUGGUCAGAGUCCAGCCCCGAGAACAGAGCAUAGGAAUGGACAGUCAGAACGCUGAGUCUUUUUCUGUUACAUUUCUCCACUUGAUUGGCUCCUCUCCUGAUCCUCUGUGCCUCAGUUUCCUCUCUGGUAGAACAGGGGGAAACAGAUAUUUCUCUGUGUGAGAUGGAAGACAGUGUGGCCCAUGUUUCAGAGAAGUCCCGGAAGUCUGGUGGUGUGGUCUGGUUGUUCUGCUGCCUCUUGUUGGGCUGAGGGGCCUCCACCCGAGCUGCUAGCAUCCCAGGCCCCCUGCAUGGCAGACCCGGCUUUUCCUACCUUUGGGUCCUGGGCCUUCAUUUCGGGCCCAGGUUGGGGGGGCUUUUUCCAAUCCUGAGUCAUCGCCUGAAGGUAAAGCCCUUUUCUAGUUCUAGAAAGUGUCAGGAACACCGAAACACGAGGGAGUCUGGCCUGGAACCAGUGUCCCAGCAGGACUUUUCCAUCAGUAGGGGCUGCACACGGCCUGCCAGCAAAGGCAUAAACCAAGAUGUAUGUCUUUGCUCUCAUCUCUGCUCACUGUUCCGGGCUACGUCGGCCAUGGAGGGAAUGCACUUAUUCUUGCAGGGUUCCGUUUUUUGAGUGUGAGGUGAAGUCAGAGCCCCCCAGCUGCCUCCCCCCGUCCAGGUGGAUGGCAUCUCUGUCUUAUCACGGGUGAAACAGUCCUGCAUGCUGCAGGGUGGGCUUGUAUCUUUACCUGCAGGUACCUGGCCCCAUAGUCAUCACUCUGUGCACUUGUCAUUUCCUUGUUCUUAGAUUUUUAUCUUAUAUGUGCAGGUCUAGAAUUCUGUCUGGUAGCUUUUGUAUAUGAAGAACAUUAUUUUUAAGGAAGUGCUGAUUUUGAGGACACAUCAUCUGUCCCCUGGAGAGAUUUGGGCUUGAAUCAAGAGUUGGCUUAGAGAUGUCAUCCUUGAUCUUGGGUCAUUGAGCCAUGAAACAGUUAAGACAGGGGAUGAUAGCAGGUGAAGGGGUUUGUUAUGAGGGAAGAGGGAGGUAAAUGAGGUUUUUCUCUCCUACCCAUGAGGCCUCCACUCAGAAUGCACCUUGGUUCUUACAGGGCAGACACUCCACAUUGCCUAAUAAAGUAGAGUCCUGUUCUUUUCCUGA